Molecule: messenger RNA, 549 nt
Organism: Hyaloperonospora brassicae
Lineage: Eukaryota; Oomycota; Peronosporomycetes; Peronosporales; Peronosporaceae
Source: the annotation of a GenBank genome assembly
AUGGCUACACGCACGACCAAGCGCCUGCGCGGCCCCGAGGACGAGACGCUACGGGACGAGGAACAUCAUUUGUUGUGCGUGGACCCGAGUCUCAUGACGGAGCGUCAGCAGCUGGCGUUUCUACUGCGGACAACCGCUCACGAGGCGUCGGACACUUUGCAGCAGUGCAACAGAGAGCCGCAAGACGUGGCGGUAGCGUCUUUGCAGACUGCAAAGAAGCACCGACGACGUCAGCAGCGCACGGCGAGCGGCCGCCCGUGUCCGCGCACGAAGGGCACGGGGUACAAGAAGAGACCACGUACGGUGGACUGGAAGCGGCAAGGGACAGCACGACAGGACGCUUCGCGAUACGAAGAGAAGGUUGAGGUGUCGGGGUCGGAAGAUGAUGAGUCGCUGUUGAAGGCAACGGGUCGCCCCUGUGGAGACAGCGAGCCACGCUGUGCGUGCCCCGAUAUGCACGUCGAGCAUAUGCUUUCAUCUACACCACGAUUAAUCGUGGGACCUUUCGACAAGUGCUCGUACACGACGCCAAGGAGCUGCGAGGGUUGA